Molecule: messenger RNA, 1349 nt
Organism: Tilletiaria anomala UBC 951
Lineage: Eukaryota; Fungi; Basidiomycota; Exobasidiomycetes; Georgefischeriales; Tilletiariaceae
Exons: 1
Coding region: 167-1204 (345 amino acids)
Source: RefSeq, a predicted model, not a curated record
CUAUCUCGCUCCAGCCUGCCAGGCCUCCACAUGAUGGCCUCUGUCUCUCCCUAGCCCUCGCGGUCACCGUCUACGCAGCCUCUAUACCUCUGUGCUACUGGUGACAGCACCGUCGCCGGACCGUCAGCAGCCUAUAAAGCAUCGCACCACGCACUGAACCUCACAAAUGUCGCUCAAGGCCCUUAGCCAGCUGCUCGCUGGCCACAGGGGCAAUCGUGCAUCCACAUCCAGCUCCUGCUCUAGCUCCACCGGUAGCAGCAGCAAAGGAAAGGGAGCAGGCACAUGCAAGAGUGCAGGCACAAGCAGCAGCCGCGCGUCGAGCCCGACGCCACCCGUCAAACGCAGAUCCGCGUCCCUCUCCCUGUCCGGCCCCUCGAGCGGGGCGACGGCUAAGAAGAGCAGCAGCAAUAAGCGGGCGUCGACCAGUGCGCUCGCCACCCUGCCAACGCCAGCGGCCGCGGCUGCGGCCGGGGCGAACACGCACGCGAGCACAGCCCGCACCCCCUUCAUGGUCCCCUGGCCGCAGGCGCUGCUCGCCACGAGCGCCCGCCCGCCGCGCGAAUCAAAUUCGCAUGCGCACAGCCCAAAGACACGCCUCGCACCGCUCCCUCCACACAGCCACGGGGCCAGCGCCGGCGUGGGCGCGGGUGCCAGCUCCAGCAGUGUGCAACAGCAGCAGCAGCAGCAACACGAGGCGGCCAGCCGCAGCGGGGCCGCGCCCCACCGCCGCCGCUCGACGUCGCCGCCCGCUUCGCCGCGCGGUGCUCCUGUUGAAGCAGCCAUUUCGUCGUCACUAACAGUCGCGCCAGCACAGCGUUCGCCCUCGCCUUUUCGCGCUGCGCCCCCAGACACAUGCACCGGUAAGGGCUCGUGCCGCACGUUGCGCCAGCCAUUGACCGCUUUGGCGUGCACGUCCUCAUCGACGUCUGCGCCGACAGCCGCGCGGCACGCAUCUCCCUCAUCCACCUCCACCCCCACCUCCAUAUCCUGCACCUCCACUUCUUCUGCGUCGUUUUCCUCCUCGACCUCGUCGCAGCAAGCCUCCACCCCCGCUUCUUCGUCCGCGUCGUCAGCGCAGCAAGGGAGCACGUGCUGCACGGCAACGAGCGAGGACACCGCGCGCAGCAGAUGGCGCAGCCGCUCGGUCUGGGCCUCUCGCUCUCCCCGCCGCCCCCGCCGCCGUCACUGCGCACUUGAGCUGUGAUCAGCCUGGCUGCGUGUAUAUACCGCCCGCCUACUGGACUGUCAUUAUUGCGCGCGCAGCAGCAGCUCAUGUACUUUCUCCCCUCCGCGCUAUCCAUUCCAUUUCCGCUGCGUGUCGCGCAGUUGCAUGACCGACGAAGUGUGUG